Messenger RNA from Penicillium waksmanii, 966 nucleotides. RefSeq lists its product as uncharacterized. The record is from RefSeq and is a predicted model, not a curated record. Lineage: Eukaryota; Fungi; Ascomycota; Eurotiomycetes; Eurotiales; Aspergillaceae. The transcript has 2 exons. Bases 1 to 966 code for a protein of 321 amino acids.
AUGCGCCCCGGGCUCGAUAAGCCGGGCGCACUGCCUCUCCUGAUAGUGUUGAUCUUUUCGCUACUCACUCUGGCACCCUCAUUGUCGAAUAUCUAUAAUUUGAAACUGACCGAUUUCUCAUUCAACACUCAUGGAGCUCGACAUAUGCCACUCAUCAACGAACCUGUCGCUGAAUUCCCCUCGGACAUGCCACCGAUCAGCUAUUCGGCCUCGUGGACUAUGACGGCGCAGUAUCGGCCGCGUGGGAAUCUCCUGUCGCGUUCUGUGCGCUCCGGAAACAACGCGCCGACACUGUCCGGCGAGCUCGCUUCCGUCGAGAACAAAAGCGAAUUAUCACAUGGCGCGGUAGACUCGUCGUUCAUGUUUAGCCGACGGGCUCGCGCUUUUCGAACCUACUUCAUCCAGCAAUUAGAUGACUAUCAAAUCUUCACCCCCUUUUCGAACCGAAGCCUCUCUCCCGAAACCGCACACCUCGCCCCUACCACCCCCCCUUCUAAUCUCGCUCCUCGACCGACCUCUCUUAACGAACCCUCCUCCGGAAAUAAACCGCAUUUGAAUAAUGAGCCGACCCCCUCAGACAUAUCACCAACAAACUGGCCGGGACUGCAGCUCUCACCUUUGUUCGGCAUGUGGCAGCAGGCCUGCCGCGCUGCAACCAGGUUUUGGAGGCUUGGACCCGAGUCUCUAGCCCAAUCUUCCAGUAUACCUUGGAACUGGGACUGGUCCUCUAUCGAAUCUCUCGCGACCAGUGACAAAAAGAAUCCGACUCGCGCAGCUAUAAUGCCCCAACCGCAAGACCCGCAAGCACGGGCCAACGCGACCUCAAAUCAACCCGCGCAAACCUCAAAACCAAACACAUUCUCCCAUAACGAGACCACUGAUGCUGCCAUUCGAACGGCGCCUGAGCUAAAGGGUAGCUGUAUGGCAGUGGUUAUCGGCUUGGUUGUCGGAAUUAUGUGGUUUUAG